AAAGGCAAUGAUUUUUCGUAAUUGAAAGCAGUACUAUUGUGUGCAAACGACGGCAAAAUUUGGAGAUUGUACAUUUUUUGGCAAACGUCUGUAUGGUAAACCUGACAGUUAAUGUUGUUGCUGAACAACAGUGUCCAGAUUUUGCAUCGACUAUUGGUACUUAUUUCAUGUUUGGGAUAAUUGGAACCAAUUCUCCUAAAAGCGACGACCAUAUGUACGUCCAUAUCACAACAAUGACCGGUACAAUUGCCAAAGUAAUCAUCGCUUCACCAUUCAACAACCUUCAUCAAGAGUUUACAUUAGCAAACUAUACUAUAUACCCCAUAUCUUACACUCAUAUUCAAGUAGGGAAUGGGAGCCAGUUCAAAGGGAUUGAAGUUGUCUCCGAUGUCAACAUAUCUGUAGCAGUGUUUCCCGCAUUUAUCGAUAAAACAGAAGGAUUCCUAGUUCUUCCUGUUACAGCAUUAUCUACAAGAUAUGUAGCCGCCUCCUAUCAUCCUUCUGGAUAUAACAGUGAAAUUCUUGUAACAGGAGUAGAGAGUAAUACACAUGUUGAAAUUAACUACACAUCUAACGGAAACGCCCAAACCCAACAUAUACAACUAAAUCAGUUUGAAACCUACCAAUUGGUUGUUACCUACGACUUAAGUGGAGCUCUAAUAACAAGCAACAAACCAGUAGCUGUAUUUAGCGGGUCGAGUUACAGUCAGAUACCUGUUGGUAUUGGAGCUUAUAAUUACAUUGUCGAGCAAAUGAUUCCACAGAAAUACUGGAGUAAUCAAUUUAUUGUACCGCCGAUAUAUCCUCAUAACUUCUUUAUUGUCAAAAUAUUUGUAGACUACGACAAUACUGAAGUUCAUUUCUACAAUAGUACACAUCAUUUUGGGUCUUACCUUGACCGAGGGUCUAAUCAGGAGAUUUUGUUCGGUUCCGAACCAAUAGUUAUCCUAUCUACAAAGCCAAUAUCUGUUAUUCAGUAUUGUGCAGAUAGUGAAAAUAUGUAUGGAAACCCUUUUAUGACCACAGUGCAAGGCAUUUCUCAAUAUGAAAAUGUGUACAAGUUUGUAACAGAAUUAUAUAGCGGAGUAAAGAGCACAGUUGCGAUCACAUUAAAACGAAAUGACAUGAGUGGUCUUUCAAUGGGCGGAAAAAACAUUUCAUCAUGGAAUGCUAUAAUUAUCCCUGUUGCACGUCCGAUGGAGGAGUAUAUUACCAUAUUUGUUAAUAUAUCAUACAACAGUUUAUUUAGGUUACAUCAUACCGGCGGUGUCCGGUUUGGAGCUACUCUUUACGGAUUGCUUGCUACAACUUUCUCAUAUGGCUAUCCUUUGCAAUUAGCGUUUUCUAAAACAGACUGUCAAGCCGGUCAAAUUACUGGACCAACAGCUAGUGCUUUGUAUCCACACACUGAUAGCUCCCACGGAAACAACGGGAACCAAGGAUAUAUUAAUACAGGAAACGGCACGUGGUGUUUCCAGUGCGACAAUAUGUCCCAUCUUCAAUAUUGUGAUACAGUUACCAGAUGUCAGACUGAACAUGAGAGUUGUUAUGUCCAAAGUUUUACCAGAAGUAACAACGGGAGACUAUAUAGGUCAGGCUGUAUGGGUAAAAGCGUGUGUCAAGGUCAUAUAAAUCAAGUGCAAUGUCAAGAAUGCUGUCAUGGAAGUUUCUGUAACAAUAUUGGUUGUGGUGACGACGGACUUUCCAAUUUCGAUGCAAGAGGACCAUUUUGUUUCGACUGUGAACAUCAAGGAGAAGAGCUCUGCAAAAAAGUUCAGAUGUGUCGUCCUGAUCAGGUUUGCAAAAUAGAGAAGUUUGAGUGGGGAAGUGGUUAUAACUACAUAAUGGGAUGCACAGAAAGACAGGCAUGCGCAAGUAAAAGAGACAUCCAUGCUCGUCACGCUUCUGUAUGUGAACACUGUUGUCAUUCGGACUUCUGCAAUAUGAACUGCACGAGCGCCCAUUUUGAACAAAUCAUUGGCUAACAGAACGCAGAAGCAAAGAAUGCUAUGACAAUCUCAAUGAGACAUAGAAAUUUAAUUUAUCGUUAGAUAUAUAUUCUGCAAAGGAAUAAAAUUGGACAAGAUAGAAUUGAUUUGGUUUAUGUUUUG
Ruditapes philippinarum (Manila clam) is the source of this 2111-nucleotide messenger RNA. RefSeq lists its product as uncharacterized. The transcript has 11 exons. NCBI's taxonomy places the organism in Eukaryota, Metazoa, Mollusca, Bivalvia, Venerida, Veneridae. The coding region runs from base 93 to 1985 and encodes 630 amino acids. The record is from RefSeq and is a predicted model, not a curated record.